GCAAGGUUAAUUUGGUAAACUAAAGUGUCUGUUUAAAAAUUUGAAGAUUAUAAAACAAUAAGCAAUCAAACGAAAAAUAUGGCUGAGUUACCUCAAUUGGGAGAAGAUCAGUUAAAAUUAGUACAAGAUCUAGAAAUUGAGAUGAUGUCUGAUAUGUACAAUCGUAUGACAUCUGCUUGCCAUAGAAAAUGUAUUCCACCAAAAUAUAUUGAGGCAGAAUUGUCCAAAGGAGAAUCUGUGUGCUUGGACCGUUGUAUUGCCAAAUAUCUAGAUGUUCAUGAACGCAUUGGGAAGAAACUGACUCAGCUUUCUAUGCAAGAAGAUAGUUUCUUGAAGGGCAAAGUUGCAGAGCAACCAAAAGCAAAUUAAAUAAAACAGU
This is a messenger RNA of Dufourea novaeangliae, 379 nucleotides long. RefSeq names its product mitochondrial import inner membrane translocase subunit Tim10 (gene Tim10). The transcript has a single exon. The coding region runs from base 79 to 369 and encodes 96 amino acids. NCBI's taxonomy places the organism in Eukaryota, Metazoa, Arthropoda, Insecta, Hymenoptera, Halictidae. Gene Ontology annotation, cellular component: mitochondrial inner membrane. The record is from RefSeq and is a predicted model, not a curated record. Gene Ontology annotation, biological process: protein insertion into mitochondrial inner membrane.